AUGGCUGAUCAGUGCGCUGUUGGCCCGGAUGGCCAACUUCUCGAUGCUAGCAAGAUUACAUUUUAUCACGACGUCAAUGAUAAGGAGCCCCUCCCUCCUGCUGUCCCAGCCCAAUCUAUGGGUCGCGGUCAGCAUGUCAAAUUGAUCGCUCGCUUCCAAGCCUCUGUUCGGUCUGACCAGUUUGACGAUGAUGGCCAGCUGGAUGCUGCUCAGCCAAAGCGCCGCCGCAAGAAGAAGACGAAAGCAGCAAAUCCCGACACCAACGCCAAAGAUGGAACUUUUGCUGUUGACUCGAGCUCAGAUGCAGAAAUGGCAGACAGCGGGAGUGAUGUCGAGGGAAGGCUUGUUAUGAACACAGAGCUCGCCGACAUGCUUCCAGCCAAGACUAUCCCAGGUGGUGUGUCACGUAAGCACUCCAAGCGCCGCCAGUCCUCCAGUGCUGCUCUCCCCACCAUGAAGAAGCUCUGUCAGCGCGCCACAGUCGAAGAUGCAGAAAACAAUGAAGUACAGGUUGUCAACACACUGACGUCGAUCAUCAUCACUGAGGCACCUCCACUACCAUCUCACCCUCCGUCUCUCAAGAAGGCCGGAUCAGCCUCAAGUGUUGCAAGCACAGCGACACGUGGGAAGCGCAACAACAUCUACCUGUUCUACGAGGAGGUGACCACCGCCGCUGAUGGAACCACUGUUGAGGGCAAUCGGUACUACUGUUGCUAUCAUGGCUCACGCAAGGUUUUUACCAUCACACCUGCUAUGAAACACAGUGUCAAAAACAUGAUCCAUCACCUCGAGGCCCACUUCCCUCAGAUGCACAAGCUUUGGGCACACCUCGAACGACGCAGGGAGCUGCCUACCGAAAUUGAAAUCAAGAUCGUGUCAGCUUCGAAGGAGUUGAGCCAGAAAGAUAUGGCCAACUACCUGAAGUCAACUUGGGAUCAAGGACACUUCGAAGAGCUCCUUGCCAAGUGGAUCAUUGAAUGUGACGAGCCGUUUGAUGUUGUCGAAUGUCCAUCGUUCAAGGAGCUACUUUCCUAUGUACAUCUAUUUUCAUGCCAACCGCUGAAGACACCAGGCCGCACCGCAAUACAUACGAAGAUCAUGAAGCUUGGGGAGGACACUAUUGAGGGAGUCAAAUCUUCGUUUGAGGCUCUUGAAUCACAAGUGUCGCUCUCUUUGGACACUUGGACAUUGGAGAAUCAGAUUGUGUUUCUUGCUAUAGUUGCUCACUACAUCACAAACGAUGGGGAAUUAGAAGAGCUUCUGAUCAACUUCAAAGAAAUCAUCAGAGAACACAGUGGCGAGAACAUGGUGUCGAUGGUCUGGGAGACGCUUGAGCUUUAUGGUUUGAAAGGAAAGAUUGUGUCCCUCGUUAUGGACAAUGCAUUUAACAACGACACACUUGUUGAGGGUAUAGCAUCACGGUGCAAGCAAGAGGGCAUCCCUUUUUCGGCACAGGAUGCGCGUGGCCGCUGCAUGCCCCACACAAUUCAUUUGGCCACUGUACUGCUCCUCGAGAACAUUGGUGCCAUCUCCAUCGCUGCUGGCAGCUUUGCACCUGGUGAUGAUGACAAAGACCCAAAUAUUGUCGACAGCGAGCCCCUCAACCUCGAUACCAUUGACCCAAUUGACACGUCUGCAAUUGGCAAGCUUUGCAAGAUUGUUCAUGCUGUUCGUUCCAGCCCCCAACGUCGUGCUGCAUGGCUUGACGAGAUACGCUCGCAUAACGUGGCAACUAGGGACAACUUGAAGUUGCUCAUGUUAAUCUUGGACGUCCAGCGCACUGCAGAGCUCGAGAAGCCACUCAACAACUUUGUUGCGAAGACCCGCCAGCUUCGUCUGUAUGAGCUGACUGACCAGGACUGGACCUCAGUCAAGAUGGUCAUGGACUGGCUUCAUAUCUUCAAGGAUGCGACCCAACAGAUGUCGGAUAAGCUCAAGACCAUCCUAUGCUCCCUGCCCGCCAACGUUCCCACCAAUGUCAAGAACGGUCUGGUUCGAGCCCAUCAAAAGCUGAGUGAUUAUUACUUCAAGUUUGACCAGUUGCCGCAUGUUUGUUGGGCUGCCUUGUUGGACCUGCGCAUCUCUUACACUGCUCUCACUGAAGACUUUGCUGACGACCUUGAUCUCUCUGACAGCCUCGAAACUCUCAAAACCGAGCUCAGAACAUACUAUCUCACCAAUUAUGCUGGAUGUCACACUUCUUUCCCCUCAUCCACUCAAGCCUCAUCGCAUUCGACUCUGGGGACCUCAGUGUCAUCAGCACCUAUCACCAACUUCACUGCUUGCUAUCAGUGUUGUCCAUGGGCAACCACAGAUGAGCUGACUGAAUACUUUCGCCUUCCACAAGAGGACUUCAACACAUGCGACCCCAUCAAGUAG
This is a messenger RNA of Cyclocybe aegerita, 2379 nucleotides long. The record is from the annotation of a GenBank genome assembly. Lineage: Eukaryota; Fungi; Basidiomycota; Agaricomycetes; Agaricales; Hemipholiotaceae.